Molecule: messenger RNA, 835 nt
Organism: Prunus mume (Japanese apricot)
Lineage: Eukaryota; Viridiplantae; Streptophyta; Magnoliopsida; Rosales; Rosaceae
Molecular function (GO): fatty acyl-CoA hydrolase activity
Source: RefSeq, a predicted model, not a curated record
CUAUUUUUGGUAAAUUUUCUACUUCUUUCUAGUUUCUAUUUUUGGCAAAUUAGGUGCAAGUCCUUAUGGAUGUGGAAAAAUUCUGUACGAAGAAAAAGAUGAGCGAAAAUCCAAUAUGGAGGACGCGAAGAAGUGUUUAGAGCUGACGCCGGACGAGUCAGAGGCCGUGUCGCGAGUCGUCGUUCCAGAAAUCCGAGUCGGAAAAGAGCCGAGUUUGUACGAUCUUUUCGCUACGACAGGCAUCCGAGUCGACCGAGUCGAACCCGGAUUCGCCGUCUGUUCUUUCAAGGUCCCUCCUCGCCUCACCGAUAAAGAUGGAAAUCUGUCUAAUGGUGCAAUUGCAAACCUUGUUGAUGUAGCUGGUGCUUCUCUUAUUUAUGUUAUGGGUCUCCCCAUGAACGUUUCAGUGGACAUGUCCAUCUCCUAUGUGUCAAAGGCGAAGAUUGAUGAUGAGUUAGAGAUCACCUCAAAAAGGUUAGGACAAAAAGGCGGUUAUUCUGGAACAUCAGUCCUGAUGAGAAACAAAGCAACUGGGGCGAUUGUAGCCGAAGGUCGACAUUCAUUGUUUCGUUCACCUGCUGCUAGCAAACUCUGAGUCCUUUCCAUUUACAAGUACAAACCAUGUAUGAAGCGAACUCUCCAUAUUAGGGUUGCUUUUCUUUUUGUAAGUAUUCAUUUAUUUUUUAUUUAAUAAAAGAUAGAAAUGUUAGAAGGACAUAGAACAAAUAACCAAAUUAUUGGCCUUGUAAUGACUUGGAUUUUUUAUUUAUUUCAAACUCCUGCACACAUUCACACCAGAUAAAAUGAGACAUAUUACAUCCGAUUGCAUCAAGUA